Molecule: messenger RNA, 897 nt
Organism: Ilyonectria robusta
Lineage: Eukaryota; Fungi; Ascomycota; Sordariomycetes; Hypocreales; Nectriaceae
Exons: 2
Source: RefSeq, a predicted model, not a curated record
AUGCCCACGACUACAGCCUACUUUGGCGAGUUGGUGACGAACCUCGGGCCCCUGACGACGACCUUCACAGCUCCGGCCUCAUGCGCAACGGUAACAGAUCAUUUUUAUUAUGGAAAGGAUAGUUCUCUUGGGAUCAUCUACGGACAGCCGACCUGUGGAUUCAAAGACUACGGCGAUUGCAUCCCAUCUGGCUCCGCCUAUGACUCGCUUGCCGCAAAUAUGUAUAAGUCGGCAACUCAACCCUUCGUCCAUUAUUACUCACCCGGGAUAGUCUGCCCUUCGGGUUGGACUACGGCUGGGACUCUUGCCCAUGCAAGCGGAACCGGUCCUGUUACUGGAUCUGGUGUCUUUACUCAGGAUCCAUAUCCUUAUCAGAUUGAUAACCUCCCCGCCAUACAACUACCCGAGGCAAAGGUUUGGUCAGAGGUGUUGGCUGAAUCCGAAACUCUUGCGUUCUGCUGCCCUAGCGGGUACUCUGGCUUUAUCAACGGAGCUUGUUGGUCAUCAGUUGGACCACGCGAGGAGCUUGGCUACUCUUCAAUCUGCAUGAUUUACUAUCCACCGGAAGCUCUCGUCACUAUUGAAACUCUCGACGGAUCUACCUGGACACCUGCACUGAUCUCGUUGACUCCAGUAACAAAUGACUGGGAAACCGAGACAGGUGUAUUGGACGCCACGACGGGAACCUAUUAUGAUAACGACUUGCAAAUCCACACCAUGAUUCCUGCGGUACCGCUUGUAUACCAAGCCACUGAUGUCGCCGCGGCGGAAACCAGUGACGCCGGUAAUAGUACCGACAGUGAUGACGAUAGUGCAGCCCCGAGAACUUUGGCUGGGCCUGCAUCCCUACAGCUGCUCACCGUUUUGGCGAGUAUGCUUGCUGGGGCCGGGCUGUUG